GCGCGGACGACCCGCUCGCGGGACCUCCGUGCCUUGUUUGCCGCCGGGCGGCCGCCUUUCUGCGCUGUGCGAGGCGGGGGCGGUGGGGGGCUCGAGGCCGCCGUGCAGGCAUUCGCCGCGCUCACAGCGGAAGCGCGGGAAAGACGCGGAGGGGGGCCUUUGGCGCCAGUCCACCUGGGGCCCCUUGCCGCCCUGGCGAUGCGGCACCCGGAUGGGCGCGAGGUGGUGCUGCUGGGCAGUAUGCACACGAGCUACAUGGACGGGGAAUUCCCCGUGGCCGCAGCAAUCCGGGAGGCCGUGGGGCUGCUGCAGCCCAGCGUGGUCGUGGCUGAGCUCGACGAGGACCGGGCGACGGACGCCCAGCUCUUCCCGCAGAGUUUGAGGGCGAAGCUCGACGUGCACACCCGCGCCGUUCCAGCCACCACCGUGGCGCCAGAGGGGGAGCUGUGCAUGGAGCAGUCUGUGGUCGCCCGCGCUCUGGAGGAGUUCGGCGCGGACAAGGUGCCCAGCCUGGAGGAGGUGCGGCGAGCCGCCACGGUCCUCUGGGAGCGCAGCAGCGACGAGCGUUGUUUCGACAACGCCUUCUAUCUUCAGGCGUACGAGUCCCAGCUCCGGGGCGACUUCGCGCGGGACAUGCGCGCGACAGUGCAGGCGGCCGCGGACGUGGGUGCCCCGCUCAUCCUGGGCGACGCGCCGAUCGCCGCCGCCUUCGGCCCGGCCGCCCUGGCGGAGACACGAGCGCUCUUCGCGCAGCAGCGGGAGGCGAUGCGGGAGUUCCUGGCGGACCGCGCGGGCUUCCCGCUCCUGGAGGCCGCGAAGCGCCGCGUGAUCCGCGGGGCGCUGGAGGACCGCCGCGGCGGCGACCAGGAGCUGUACGUGCGGGCGGGCUGGCUGCUGGAGCCCACGGGGCUCGGACACGAGCGCAUGCGCCAGGGCCUCCUGGAGGUCCGCGACCCCUUCCUCGCCGCCGCCUUCGACGAGCCCGCGGCGCGCGCCGCGCUCGAGCCCCGCGCGGGCGCCGGCGCGGAGGGCCCGCCGCUGGGCGUGGCGGUGCUGGGCGCCGCGCACCUCAAGGGCGUGGCCGCGGCGCUGGCGCAGGGCGGCGGCUACGAGCCCGUCGGGGCGCCGGCGCGCGGCUGGCCGGAGCUCCGCGGGGGGGGCGCCGCGAAGGGCGCGACGCGGGCGGGGCGGCCGCGGGCGGGGCGGCCCCGCAAGGGCGGCGGGGGCGGCUUCCGGUAA
Prorocentrum cordatum is the source of this 1239-nucleotide messenger RNA. The record is from the annotation of a GenBank genome assembly. NCBI's taxonomy places the organism in Eukaryota, Dinophyceae, Prorocentrales, Prorocentraceae.